Messenger RNA from Halteromyces radiatus, 483 nucleotides. RefSeq lists its product as uncharacterized. The transcript has a single exon. Lineage: Eukaryota; Fungi; Mucoromycota; Mucoromycetes; Mucorales; Cunninghamellaceae. The record is from RefSeq and is a predicted model, not a curated record. The coding region runs from base 1 to 483 and encodes 160 amino acids.
AUGUCAAGUCUGGAUCCUAAUGGCACAGUAUUGAUUGAUCCCAGUUAUUGGCACACAUAUAGUAUUAUCUUGCCCACCACUACUUCUCUUUCCAUGGCAUCUACACUUACGGUGAUCAUCUGUCAAAGCAUUAUGUCUUAUUUUCAAGCUGUGGAAAUCAAUCGUGUAACCCUUCGACUGAUCACCCUAGCGUGUGCUGUUGAGUUAGUUCAUGGUGCUUUUCGUCUAGCCAUGUAUAUUCCUGCUAACACAAGAGCAUGUACAGCUUGUGCAUUCUUUGUAGGCUUGACGGAUGUAACUUCACCAUGUGUUUUAGCCAUGGUGGGUGUUCAUUCAGUAUGUGUCCUUGUGAUUCAUGUUCACGAACCACUUAAACUGGAGAAAUACUACUACAUAGUGAUCUUUAUUUAUAGUGUGGUGGUGAAUAUCGUUACUAUUUGGAGUAAUCUUUCUCCUUAUCCAGAGACUUAUCAUUGUUGGUAA